AUGACGCCCGGAAAGCGCAUGCGGCUCGGCACCAAAAGCUGUAUAGAGUGCCGCCGAAGGAAAGUCCGCUGCAUCCUCCGGACAGACGAAAGCGCCUGCGAGGCAUGUCUGGCCCAUGAGAUCGACUGCAUCGCUCAGCAGACCGGAGGCCGUGAAGUGCCCAGCGACGGGGUUGACGCUCUGAAGCGGCGCUUACGGGACCUCGAGGCCAUUGUCCACAAGCUUCCUCCGAAUGCGACGGUGCCCCCCGCUCCGACUUUGCUGGAGACGAUGCGCCUGUUCGGCCUAUCCUCCACCACGACGCUCGCGCACUCACAGGCGACCGCACUAUCUGCCGUGGGCGGGAGGCCAGUGCCGGCAGCAACGCGCGGUGGAGUCGAGCCGUCAAAGUAUCCGGCCGUCGACAACUCGCCGUUGAUGCUUCUAUUCAAGGGCGCCUCACUACUGGACAAGGACAACGAGCCAGCGUCUACGACACCACCGCCGUUGGACAUCUUAACUGCGUCUAGCAUGGUUCAAUGCCUACAUAGUCUCGUCUCGCUGCUCCCGUCGACGCAGGAUCUUGACCGUAUUCUGGAAGCCACAGAGAAGUACUGGCCGAUAUGGCCGCCAUACCACUACGGAGAGCCCUUGGCAACCGACGUUUUGGGACCCGGAAAUAGGCAGCUGGCGCGACAGAUCCUUGUCACAGUAGUCACCAGCUCCACAGAGCCAGGUCUGAUAGCAAGAUCGGCUCUGUGGGUAGCGCUUUGCGUGCAGCAGACGCCUAGAAGCGUCUUGUCCACUAUGAGCCUUGCCUAUGCUCAGGACGAUCUCGUCGACAUGUACAUAAAAAUAGCAAAGUCACUGCUGCAGCUGGACGCGGAGUGCGGUGGGACCAUCGAUGGCGUCGAGGGCAUGAACAUGCUGUACAAGUUGUACAUCAAUAUGGGGCGGCCGCAAAAAGCGUGGUACUGGUGUCGCCAAGCCAUCACCACGGCCGUGAGCUGCAGCCUCCCCGGCAAGGCGGAGACGCUGAACAUGCGCGCCGCGCAUGCGUGGUCCACGUCAUGGCACUCGGAACGGCUCUUGGCCCUGAUGCUAGGGCUGCCGACGUCCGUCUCGGCAAACCACCCGGGAACGUCGUCCGACUCGCCUUCCGCCCCGUUGAUGAGCUGCAUCAUGUGGUCGUUGGCAGUCAUCUGCGGGAAGGCUAUCGACCGCGACCAGGCGCACUACUCUGCAGUUAGCUAUGCGACAACCGUCCAGAUCGACCAGGACAUGGAAGAGGUAUACCGCCUCUUCCCAGAUGAACAGUGGCUCCCUCUGGCACCGGACAUGUCGCUCUCCGACUGCUGGAACCAGCAAGCCAGCAAGCUCAUCUUCUUCACGAUCCUUAAGCUCGUGCACCUGCCGUACAUGCUCAAGUCGGCGGACGAAUCCAAGUUCUUCCAUAGCUGGGACCGUGCCAUGGAGGCGGCGCGCGGCGCGACGAGAGCAUACACCGAUUUUAGGACGUGGCCGGGCGCCGGUGCAGACCUAUGUGAGCUAAUGGACUUCCAAGCCUUUAGCGCAGCCAUGGUUCUUAUCAUAGGACACCUAAUAUCCCCCGCGAGGGCUACACCACUCACCAAAGAGCAGGACUGGGCGCUCGUCGGAGACGUGUCCCUCUGUCUGCGGCGUACUGUCGCCAUCAUGGACUGUGUCGUCGCCACGCAGGCCGCUCGCAUCCUCGAUCUGGUCAACGCGGCACGGCACGGCGCCUACGUUGCCGACGACGACUACGCCGUAGCCAUCCCCUACUUUGGGAGAAUCCGCAUCAAUAAGAACACAAUCUCGGCAGACAACCUGAACAGCGGCGACAACAGCUGCACCAGCUCUUGUCUUAGCCUUAGUCCUGCACUUCCUAUCGACUCGGUAGCUACACUCACGGACACGCACUUUAACACCGUCGAGUUUAGCACCAACAUCUUCACGCACGAAUAUCCCUUCAAACUCGACUUUGAGACGGAGCUCCGCUCCGACUGGGCGGACCCAGCACUGCUGUACCCGGAAACCGACUGGUCCCAAACAUUUAGAUGCGGUCCCUUCUACCCGUUGGACAGCUAG
This is a messenger RNA of Penicillium diatomitis, 2088 nucleotides long. RefSeq names its product transcription factor. Bases 1 to 2088 code for a protein of 695 amino acids. Gene Ontology annotation, molecular function: zinc ion binding; DNA-binding transcription factor activity, RNA polymerase II-specific. The record is from RefSeq and is a predicted model, not a curated record. The transcript has 2 exons. Gene Ontology annotation, biological process: regulation of DNA-templated transcription. NCBI's taxonomy places the organism in Eukaryota, Fungi, Ascomycota, Eurotiomycetes, Eurotiales, Aspergillaceae.